CGGCGCUUCAGCAUAUCCCUCGCCCAGAAUGCUCAGCCUCCAUCGCGUCCGACGCAUACAUCAUGUCCAUCGCCGCGGUUCCCUCCCGCUACGCGAUCGCCCCCUCCGCCCCGAGCACCUCCAUCGACGUCCUCGAUCAGGCCUCCCUCCGCUUCGUGCAGAGCUUUCCUGGCCAUGAGAAUGGUAUCAGCGCUCUGCGCACUAUACGCAGCGUCGCCGGCCUCACGCGCCCUGCACUCGUAUCGAGCGGUCGUGAUGGGAGCGUGAAGGUCUGGGACGAACGGAGUAACACACAUAGCAUCAAGAUGACCGACUUGGGUAAAUCGCGCGCUAUACUUUCGGUUGACGUCUCGCCGGACGGGCUCACCGUUGCGGGCGGUACGGAUCUGCAGGGCGAGGAUGCGACGAUUUUGUACUGGGACCCCCGGCAGCCCGCCGCCCCCCUCCGCGCUCACUCCUCCACACACUCUGACGAUAUCACUGCGCUGCACUUCUCACCCUUCGAUCCCACGGGCUGUACCCUUCUCUCCGCCUCCUCCGACGGUCUUCUUAGUGUCUCUAACGCCGCCGAGGAUGACGAGGACGAGGCCGUCGUCCAUGUCGCGAACUGGGGCUGCAGUAUCAGUCAAGCAGGAUGGGUUGGCGCAGGCGGCGCGAAGGGCGCGAUCUGGGCAGCGAGCGAUAUGGAGACGUUCAGUACGUGGUCAGGGGAGCUCGACCGCUACUCCAGCCUCGACAUCAAGGUCCCCGCCGUGCAGCGCAUCGAUCGACCCUGGGUCACCGACUAUCUCAUCACAAGCCACAGCACGGGCGACCCGGAGCACCCGCUGGCGGUCUUCGUGGGGAGUAAUGAAGGCGACAUCGCCCUCAUCUCCGAGCGACCCAACACAUCCUCCUCUUCCUCCCCGUCCUGGACGCUGCACAAAAAAUGGCUCAACGGACACGCGGGCGUCGUGCGCUCGUUGUUGUGGGAUGAGAGUAACGCCGUCCUCGUCACCGGCGGCGAAGACUCCAAGCUCAACGUCUGGUCCCUCGAGGGCCCGACCGUGGACGACGGCGACGACGCGAUGGAGCUUGACGAAGCUUCACAUAUGCAUGAUGGAGAACAUACGCGAGGUCGCAAGCGUGGCGCGAGCUGGGACGGUGAUGAGAUGGAGGGCAAGAGGGCGAGGCGGUGACAGUCUCUGCGCACCUCGCAUUGCGUUGUAUCGUGUCUAGUCUUGUCUGAUUGUCUGUUGUUUGCUCUUUUCUAUCGUGUUUCACGCUUCUCGCAUGGAGAACUUUUCGCUC
Schizophyllum commune H4-8 is the source of this 1290-nucleotide messenger RNA. RefSeq names its product WD40 repeat-like protein. Bases 63 to 1178 code for a protein of 371 amino acids. NCBI's taxonomy places the organism in Eukaryota, Fungi, Basidiomycota, Agaricomycetes, Agaricales, Schizophyllaceae. Gene Ontology annotation, molecular function: protein binding. The record is from RefSeq and is a predicted model, not a curated record. The transcript has 8 exons.